AUGAAUGUUGUUCAAGUUUUAAAUUCUAGCAACCAGGUUUUAAAUUUUGCCAACCAGGUUAUAAAUUCUGCCAACCAGGUUUUAAAUUCUGGCAACCAGGUUUUACAUUCUAGCAACCAGGUUUUAAAUUCUGGCAACCAUGUUUUAAAUUCUGGCAACCAGGUUUUAAAUUCUGCCAACCAGGUUUUAAAUUCUGGCAACCAGGUUAUAAAUUCUGCCAACCAGGUUUUGAAUUCUGGCAACCAGGUUUUAAAUUCAGGCAACCAGGUUUUAAAUUCUGGCAAACAGGUUUUAAACUCUGCCAACCAGGUUUUACAUUCUAGCAACCACGUUUUAAAUUCUGGCAACCAGGUUUUAAAUUCUGCCAAACAGGUUUUAAAUUCUGGUAACCAGGUUUUAAAUUCUGGCAACCAGGUUUUAAAUUCUGGCAACCAGGUUUUAAAUUCUGGCAACCAGGUUUUAAAUUCUGGCAACCAGGUGUUAAAUUCUGGCAACCAGGUUUUAAAUUCUGCCAACCAGGUUUUAAAUUCUGGCAACCAAGUUUUAAAUUCUGGCAACCAGGUUUUAAAUUCUGGCAACCAGGUUUUAAAUUCUGGCAACCAAGUUUUAAAUUCUGGCAACCAGGUUUUAAAUUCUGGCAACCAGGUUUUAAAUUCUGGCAAUCAGGUUUUAAAUCCUAGCAACCAGGUUUUAAAUUCUGGCAACCAGGUUUUAAAUUCUGGCAACCAAGUUUUAAAUUCUGGCAAUCAGGUUUUAAAUUCUGGCAACCAGGUUUUAAAUUCUAGCAAUCAGGUUUUAAAUCCUAGCAACCAGGUUUUAAAUUCUGGCAACCAGGUUUUAAAUUCUGGCAAUCAGGUUUUAAAUCCUAGCAACCAGGUUUUAAAUUCUGGCAACCAGGUUUUAAAUUCUGCCAACCAGGAUCACAGCUACACCUCUUCUGGGGAGCAAAGGACCGCAACUACACCUCUUCUGGGGAGCAAAGGAUCACAGCUACAUCUCUUCUGGGGAGCAAAGGACCGCAACUACACCUCUUCUGUGGAGCAAAGGAUCACAGCUACACCUCUUCUGGGGAGCAAAGGACCGCAACUACACCUCUUCUGUGGAGCAAAGGAUCACAGCUACACCUCUUCUGGGGAGCUAAGGGUUAUAACUACAGCUCUCAUGGGUAGCAAUGGGCUACAACUACACAUCUCCUACGAAGCUAAGGGUUAUAACUACAGCUCUCAUGGGUAG
Messenger RNA from Physella acuta, 1233 nucleotides. RefSeq names its product Kruppel-like factor 18. Lineage: Eukaryota; Metazoa; Mollusca; Gastropoda; Physidae. The record is from RefSeq and is a predicted model, not a curated record.